CUUCCACGCGACAUAUUUCGUUUGGCAAACAAAGAAAAAUGGAGUUAUUUCUCGAGGAUCUAAAGCUUCAAGUCCAGUGUUCUCUGUGUAAAGAGACAAUGUUUGAACCCAAGUUAUUACAAUGUUUUCAUACAUUCUGUAAGACUUGUAUCAAGACAAAUGCACAACUUGAUGGUCAAGUCAACAUCUUAAAGUGUCCUCAGUGUGACUCAUCAACCGAGCUCAAAGAACUCAACGACGUGGAAGACUUAGAGAUCAGCCCCAUACACUCAAGAAUCUUGCAAGUCUUGUCAUUUGUUGAGAACCAGAAGGUUUGCUCGGUUUCUGCCAGUCAUAGUGAUGCAUUGUGGCAAUGUCUCGACUGUGAUCGGUCGUUGUGUGAUGAAUGUCUGGGUAAUCAUUCUACAUUCAUCAAAGAUCACAAAGUUGUUGCUUUGUCUGAGAUGACGAAGGAUAAUGUCGAGCUCAUGUUUAAAAAGAAAAUAACCUGCAAAACACACACUAAUCAAGAUAAUGUAUUGCACUGCCAAAAUUGCAGCGAGUUUGUGUGUUUGCUGUGUUUGAAAGAUCACCAUCACAAUGACCACAAGAUAACAUCACUACAGGAGUUCAUCACUGCCAAGAAAGAUUCUCUCUCAAAAAAUCUCGAAGAAAUCGAAAAAUUGCAUGCUAACGAGGAGGAAAAGCAAUUCCAAGAAAAAAUUGCACUCGACAUCAAACGUGACUCAGAAAAAGCUAAAGACCAAGUCAAGGAACUGACAAAGAAGCUGAUAAAAAAACUAACUGAUCACGAGCAAGAACUUUUAAAUGAAAUCCAGAGGGGCAUAACGAAGGCAGACAGAAAUUUACGCAUAAUACGUCACACGCCAGCAGCACAAGAGUACAUCAAAUACUUCAUACAAAAUGGAACAGCGAGCGAAAUCUUUGACCUCCGAUCAGACGAAGAAGACUCGAAAACGUUCGCCUACAGACCAUUUGCGAAAUACAGAAUAGGGGUUGAGUUUAAACCCAAUGAAGGCCUUGAUGAACAAGUGAAUACUGGCUUAGGACUAGUAAGAGAGACAUUUGUAAAGGCAGACCCAAAUAUGUGCUCAUUUAAAGUUGAGCCUGAUGAAUUUGAGGUCAUGAAAAAAGCAACAUUGAAAGUGGUACUCAACCAAGGAGAGCCCUGUGACUCGUCUCUUGAUGACGUAGCAAUACGAUUUACCCCUAAAGAUGACAUCGGUGUAGGAGAGAAACGAGCGACCGCUGACGGCCAGAUCGAAGUAACCUUUACUCCUCGUUUUCCUGGUCAGUUGACAGCAGAGGUUCAAGUACAUGGAAAUCCUGUAUCCAACAGUCCACUAGUGAUGGAUGUCAAACCACAACACAUUAAGGAAAUGACCACCUUAACGAAGUUGCAGAUUGCCAUGAAUACUGGGUCAAAAAGGCCCUCUGGUAUUGCAGUAAAUAAAUCCAACACUAGGAUUGCUGUAGCUGAUUGUGCUUUACACUGCGUAAAAGUGUUCAACAUGGAUGGGGAUUUGUUACUGUCAUAUGGUAGUGAAGGCAGUGGAGAAGGACAGUUACAGAAUCCACAAGGUCUAGCAUUUCUUCACGAAACAAAUUUAGUCAUAGCUGAUUCCGAUAAUAAUAGAAUAUGCAUAGUGGACAUAGCCUUUGGUAAAUUGCUGAAAACCAUAAGUAGGCGUCCAAAUCGAAAUGAUCUUCCCAGUUUUCCUAAUAAGGUUCAUGUUGAUGACGAUUCUAACAUAAUUGUGUGUGGACACGCAGGAAAUAUGGUAGUGCUCACAAGUAAUGGUGAUUUUAAAUGUAACGUUUCUGUACCAGACUGCAAGUGGCCUUCUUGUGAAAUUACACACAAUGGCCUGUUAAACGGUGGUGGUAGAUCACAUGUACAAGUGUCCGAGACAAAGGCCGACUACAGUUCUCUAACUACAUUAAUCACUCUUGGUAGGCUCCCCAUAGAUAGUCGCAAAUACAACUGCACCAGUCUAGCUGUUGACAACGACAACAAUCUUUUGAUGCGCGAUAAUCACUCAAAUCAGAUUCGUAAGUUUACUCUGGAUGGCCGUUAUCUAGGAAUGUCAUCCCCAUUAAACUGCUAUCUUCAGUUCAUAGCAGUACUGAAUGAUGGUCGGAUUAUCUGCACUUCAAAUAAAGCACAGGUAUUGUUCUUUUAGACUUCGCUCAUACAGCCUUAGUCUCAUAAUAAGGCUAAUAGCCGAAUAAGAAAUACUCAACAUUCAGAAAAGCAAGCAAUCGUUUCAAUGAAACUCAAUGAAAAUAGAAGAGCAGUCUUACGUAGCUUACCUGAAGUUACGUAAAUCCAGGUGCCUAGAAACGUAAAGUAUAUUUUCGUUAACAGUAACAAAUGCACGUGCUGUAAAUCUAUAAAUUUGUCGGGACGGUGAAGACAAAUCCGGCAUGUACAUUUACUUUGCAUGUAAAUACCGCACAGUUAUCUUACGUAUAACCAAAUGCAUGAAA
Messenger RNA from Exaiptasia diaphana, 2490 nucleotides. RefSeq names its product tripartite motif-containing protein 2. Bases 39 to 2183 code for a protein of 714 amino acids. The record is from RefSeq and is a predicted model, not a curated record. Lineage: Eukaryota; Metazoa; Cnidaria; Anthozoa; Actiniaria; Aiptasiidae. Gene Ontology annotation, molecular function: protein binding; zinc ion binding. The transcript is spliced from 2 exons.